Messenger RNA from Malania oleifera, 3927 nucleotides. RefSeq names its product heterogeneous nuclear ribonucleoprotein 1-like. Gene Ontology annotation, molecular function: RNA binding. The record is from RefSeq and is a predicted model, not a curated record. Bases 445 to 1875 code for a protein of 476 amino acids. Lineage: Eukaryota; Viridiplantae; Streptophyta; Magnoliopsida; Santalales; Ximeniaceae. The transcript has 4 exons.
AUCUCCUGUCAUCUCUCUCAGGCUCCUCCAAAUAUUCUUACACCAGAGGAUUGCAAAUCUAUCUCUCUCUUUCUAUUUAUAAAUGUUUCUUACCCGUCUCAGCUACAAAUCGCUUUUCUUUUCAUUUAAUUAAGGGGAAGUGGAAUCAAAGAGAAAGAGGGAAGAAGAAGAAGCGAAAGGCUUCGGAGGAAAGAGAGGAUGAGCACGUCCCCUGUUUUUAUAAAAAUAAUAUUAAAAGUAAUCAUCCCCUCUUCUUAGAUCUUAGUUUCUCUCACGUUCUCAUCUGGGUUCCCUUCAAAUUAUUCUCAGAAAUCAAGGGUCGGGCUCUGAUGGUGAAUGCAUGAAGGAUCCGUUGUUCCUGGAUUGAAUUGAAUUUGACAAUACCCACUUGGUAUUUUGUCAGAACACCAGCUGGGUUUUGUCUACUUCCGCGGAUAAGAACUGAUGGAAUCGGAUCUGGGUAAACUCUUCAUCGGUGGGAUUUCUUGGGACACGGAUGAGGAUCGCCUUAAGGAGUACUUCAGAACAUAUGGGGAAGUGGUGGAGGCAGUGAUCAUGAGGGAUCGCAUGACGGGUCGUGCUCGUGGGUUUGGUUUCAUUGUCUUUGCAGAUCCUGCUGUUGCAGAGAGAGUUGUUAGGGAUAAGCACAUUAUCGAUGGUCGGACAGUUGAAGCAAAGAAGGCUGUUCCUAGGGAUGAUCAGCAUAUUUUGCAGAGGAGCACCGGUAGCAUUCAUGGAUCUCCAGGACCUGGACGCACAAAAAAGAUUUUUGUAGGAGGUUUAGCAUCCACAGUCACAGAGAGUGAUUUUAAAAAGUACUUCGAUCAGUUUGGUACUAUUACUGAUGUCGUAGUCAUGUAUGAUCACAACACUCAAAGGCCAAGAGGCUUUGGAUUCAUUACUUAUGAUUCUGAGGAAGCAGUGGAUAGAGUUUUACACAAAACUUUUCAUGAACUCAAUGGUAAAAUGGUUGAGGUGAAGAGGGCAGUUCCGAAGGAGCUAUCCCCAGGGCCUAGCCGGAGUCCUCUGGUUGGAUACAACUAUAGUUUGAGUAGGGCCAACAACUUGCUUAACAGCUAUGCUCAGGGAUAUGGUAUGAACUCAGUUGGAGGAUAUGGAGUCAGGAUGGAUGGUAGAUUUAAUCCAGUUUCCAGUAAUCGAAGUGGGUUUCCUUCAUUUGGUGCUUCUGGCUAUGGAAUGAAUAUGAAUUUGGAGCCUGGGCUGAGCCCAAGUUACAAUGGGAAUUCAUACUUUAGUAGUAAUAUCGGAUAUGGGCGGAUGUUGAGUCCUUAUUAUAGUGGCAACUCAAACAGGUAUACUACUCCAAUUGGGUAUAAUGGGGUUAAUGGAAGAAGCGAUUCUGUAUUAACUUCAACAACUCGGAGUGUUUGGGGAAAUGGAGCCCUCAACAAUAACACAAAUCCUGCUAGCCCAGGUGCAUACUUGGGCUCUGGAGGUGGAAGCUUCGGAGCCUCUUUUGCCGACACUUUAGCAAAUUGGGGUACUCCUGUUUCAGCUAUGGGUGGAGGGAGUGCUUCGGGCUAUACUAGUGGGACAAGGAGUGGAGAAGGCAGCUUUGAGUUAGGAGGGAUGUAUGGAAGAAACAGUGGAACAGCUGCAGGAUCAGCAUCAUCAUUUACUCAAUCGGCUGAUAGUUAUGAUGGGUCCUAUGCAGACUUGUAUCGUAAUUCAGUUUAUGGUGAUUCAUCUUGGCAGUCUGCCUCUGCCCCCUCUGAGUUAGACGAUUCUGGUUCCUUUGCUUAUGGUCUUGGAAAUGCAGCUUCAGAUGCCAUGGCUAAAAAUUCUGAGGAUUAUAUUGGAAAUUAUAGUGUUACAAAUAGACAAUCAAACAGAGGUAACUUUUUCCUUCUCUAGUCUUUAAAUUUAGUAGACAUUUUCUUUAAACUUGAUCUUAUUUUAUCGUAGAAGCCUAUAGAGCAGUCCAAAUUGCUAUAAAGUUCAAAUUUGGUUGAACUUUGUUAACUCUAGAUGAAAUUUCUAGCCUGGAUUGAAGACAAAGGUUUUGAUAUAGUCUUUUCCGAAAUAGUAUAUUUGACUUUAGGCCAGAGUUUCCCAAUUUUAAAGUUGGUUUAGUCUUAACAGAAAAAGAAAAACAAAAAAGAAAUUUUACUAAUCCAUUGAAAGUCAUGGAAGUUUGAACCCUAUAAUGGAGAUUACGGUCUCAUGCAUGUUAGUUCAUGAUAACUUUCUUACAGAUGCUGCACAUGGUCAUUCGUCUAGACUCUAGAGAGUGUGCUAACGUGUUGAAAAUCAUGGAACUUUAGAAAAUGAUUAACAUGCUCUACUAUGCUUAGGCCAUGAUACAGUCUUAAAAGGAUUAUGUAGCUUGUCCUAGUCACCAAUUCGAUACGUCAAUCUCAUUAUGCUGGUCCAAAGAGAGGGAGGUCCAAAGAGAGGGGGAUUGGGCAGAUGUUUUAAACCUUGAACUCAUAUUAAUCCUAGAGGAUGACCUCCUAUACCAGUAAAAGCCAGAGAUUCCCAUUGAAAUACCGUAGGGAUUUUCAUGCAAAGUUGAUGAGCAGGAAGUGCAAUGGUGCGUUUUUAAUAUUUUUAGUCAGCACAUAUAUCAUUUAAUAUUUGUCGCAUAUAUACACCUGAUAUUGCUAACACAUGCAUGUGCCUAUCCACACUAUAUUGAUCUACACCCCCUAGCAUGCAAAUUAGAUUUUCUUAACUUCUUUGUAGCCCUGAGAUUGUCAAAAUAUUACACAUUGUAUGUCCAUAAAAAUAUGUUCGCCAGCUUUUGUUUUGCAACACAAAUGUUAUGUCAAUUGGACUAGCUGAAAAAUUCAACUGAUAUUAAAUGCAAUAUGAUAAUGAUGAUGAAGAAGAUAACAAUAGUAAGGCCUUCUCAACUGCUUUGGAUACAACAGGUCUACUAUGGUAUAACUGUAACAACAUAAUCUAGUAAAAUUCGAAAUUUAAGAUCAGAAGAUACUGCUCUGAGAGGAUAACGUCAAUCUUGUCAUCAGUUGCUACCUUGAAAUGCUAUUCUCCAUCACCUGUACAGGCUGUGCAAAAUAGGAUUAGAGGAAGAAGGAGGUGGGGGUUUGAAGAAGAAAAUUAAUGGAAAGUGUAACGCAAUAUUUUCAAUUAAAAAAAAAUGGCACAUUUGAACAUUUUUGUUACAACAUGAAUGUAUUUUGUGCAGCUGAAACAAUCUGCCAAACUAUAUUCCUAGCUUGACUUGAUAGUGCAAGGGCACCCAGCUGUAUUAGUAUGUUGUUUUUUUUUGUUAUUGUUCAUAUUAGAAUAAAAAUGCUAUCUGUGGUAUUUAUUUAUUUAUUUUAAUAUAUUGUUCAGGAAUUGCUGCCUAGGAUGUAUUUAUUUGGACAUCAAAAAGGUAAAUGUAGGUGAGGAGAAUAUGGUGAAACAGGUAGAGGAUUGUGAAUUUUCAUACGUCUGCCUCUUGAUAUAUAUAUAUAUAUAUAUAUAUAUUAGCUUAUGAGGAAAUUGAUGGUAUAGAGCUAACGGGUUCGUCUACCGAAGUAUACAAAUUCAGAGAGAAAGAAAGCAGUUACAAGAGAUUUUGUGUUAUGGUUUGAGAUUUGAUUUUUUGGACUUAGGUUCCUUUAUUGUCAUUGAUUGAUGUGUAAAAUCUAAAAUCAGACCGCGGGAUAUACUCAAGCAGAUUGGUUCCAGAUAAUGUACUGUGCAUCUUCGGCGAGGCAUGCCACUCGUAGUACAUCAAAAGUAGAGUAUUAAUUCUUUUUAUUUUUUACCCUGCUGUAAUGUCUUCAAAAGUCGGUCCUUCUCGUUGGUAUAUUUUCUUCUUCCUCCUUUCCAAUUUGUUUGUGUCAGAUUGUAUGUGAGCUUCUGUUUGAUUAUCUAGUGUGGAACGAUAGAGGGGAUACCCAUCUAGGAUCCCCCAUUAAAUAAGUUACUGAAAUUCUGAUUCAUUUUCUA